Molecule: messenger RNA, 2332 nt
Organism: Pseudoliparis swirei
Lineage: Eukaryota; Metazoa; Chordata; Actinopteri; Perciformes; Liparidae
Gene: gpr160
Product: G protein-coupled receptor 160
Exons: 3
Coding region: 564-1409 (281 amino acids)
Cellular component (GO): plasma membrane; signaling receptor complex
Source: RefSeq, a predicted model, not a curated record
GUUUCACGGGCAGAGUGGAAGUGAAACUUCGUGUGAAAUCCCGGGAGUGAACAGAUGUGUUAAUACUCAGUUCAUCUUUUGUUGUUUUCAGCUUCAUAGAUUCAAUUUCAAUUCAGUUUAUUUUGUAGAGCUCACAACAUUCAUGGGGGGGGGGGGGGGAGAAACACCUUCACCAGAGCAGCUGAGGAGGGCUAGAUGGCAUGUGUACAGAGGUACAACACAUUCAAUGAAUAUGAAAGACAUUCUGAAUAAUCUAGGCACGGCCCACAUCCAGAUAACCACAAUCUAUGUAAACCGAUGAAGGUAGAGAGGAGGGGCACCAGCAAGUACCACGGCAGGAGGCCGGGCCAAAGAGGCGGGAGGCACGGCGAGGGAGGCAGCCACUCCUGUGAGACGCUUAAGGUUUCGGCUGCAAGUGUUACACCUGGAAGAAAAGUUUCAAAAAGGAGAAGAGGAGCGUGGUUUCUAUGGGACACUGUCUCCCUGCAGACACGGGGAAACGAGUCAGUCAAAGCUGAAGAAAACUGCAGCAGCAGCGUUCCCCCAAUGACCCGCUGCACCUGAUGCAGCUCUGGUUAAAAACUCCGCCAGGCUGCACACCAUGUAUAUCUCCAUCCCCGCCAUCCUGCUCGGUCUGGGAGGGAAAUGUCUGCUCAACUGGGCUCUGGUUAUCCUCCAGAGGGACGACAUCUGCAAAAGCCUCCUGGGAGUUUUCACUGACCAGGUAUCACGUGUGUUUGCUGGUUCAAAUCCUCGGAGAGGUCUACAAUGCUCUGCAGUGGCCUGUCGCAGUCGCGGCCGGUUGUGACCAUUUCUUCACCGUCGCUCGGAGGCCGCACGCCGUCACCGGCAGGACCAGAUUCAUCGUCCGCUUACUUGCGACCGGCCUCCUGUGGUACGUCACGGUGCUCUACGUCUUCCUGCUGUCGGACUUCCGUCCCGUCAUGGAGGAUGUGUCUUACGGCGAGAUAUACCAGUGCUGGACCGUCCACACAACUCAGAUCCUGCAGGUUGCCGUGUUUCUUCUCCUGUCUCUGGGCUGUGCAGUGUUGCAUGCUGGGUUCAGCACGCGGUUCUUCACAAAUCCUCCUUCGAGAGACCAGAUGACAGAGCAAAGUCGAGCUCACUCCAGAAGAGACGCUGUUCAUCAGGCCGUAUUUAUAUUUCUGAACACAUGGGCCCCGUUCCUGUGUUUUCUGGCCGUGCUCCUCCUGGCACCUGUGGGAAUACCUGCAUACCUGGGUCUGAACACGGCCUGGCUCGCCUUCCUCAACAGCUUUCUGAUCGCAGUCGUUUUAUGUGCAGUCGGUCCCGCCUCGCAGAUAACGCAGGGCCCGGCAGCAGUUCCUCCCGACAGCUUCUGCGAGUGGAGAUUUCCAUUUAUUUUGGCUGGAGAGGACCGAACAUGACGGACACAAACAGAACUCGUGGUUAGAAUUAGCUGCUUGGACCUCAAUGUUUCAUACCGAGGAAAUAAUGUGAACACCAAGCACCAUGGGCGACCGGGCCUUUUGCUCGGCAGCGCCACGCUUGUGGAACGGUCUCCCUGACCACCUGAGGGCAACUCAGACACUGAACUCUUUUAAGACUGGCCUGAAAACCUUUUUAUUCAGGAAGGCAUUUUUUACCUUGAGUUAAUUUAUUGUCAGCUAUUUCAUUCUUAUUUUUAUUUUUUUUUUAUGGGUUGCUUUAACUAUGUUUUAAUCGGUUUUAUUUGUUUUCACUCUAUGUGUGGCACUCUGAGAUUCUUUGAAGGAAGAGUGCGAUAAAAAUUAAAUGAAUUAUUAUUAUUAUUAAUUUCUGAAGAAAAGUUGGAUUGCCCUGGUCGCAGCACGGUUUUACAAAUGUCCCUGUGUGUGCAUCACUUGGGCUCAGAAUGAAAGGCCUCAACGACGAUAAGAUAAGGGUGACUAUGGGUCAGGGGGUUGGAGGUUCAAUCCCCACCCUAGUCGAUGUGUCCUUGAGCAAGACACUCAACCCUGAAUUGCUCCCUGUCGCCGCGUCUACGGUGUAUGAAUGUAACAGGAUUGUAAGUCGCUUUGGAUAAAAGCGUCAGCGAAAUGACAUGAAAUGGUUAACCCUUCAAUAGUCCCGCAGUGGCGAAAUUCACAUGAUUACAGUGGCGAAGGGUUAAAGUGCACACAAGACAGAGUCAUAGUUAGUGAUUUAAACUUUUGGAUGGAUUGUCACGUUCGAUGUGUUCAUGGUCUUAUGAGAAUUAAUCCUCUUGACUUUGGGGAUUCCCGGACUUUUUAUCUACCGUCACAAGGUUGACUUUUGUGGUUUUGAGUGAAAUGUAUGAACAACGAUUAAACGGAUGAUUUGAAUAAUG